Molecule: messenger RNA, 2180 nt
Organism: Sitodiplosis mosellana (orange wheat blossom midge)
Lineage: Eukaryota; Metazoa; Arthropoda; Insecta; Diptera; Cecidomyiidae
Product: double-strand break repair protein MRE11-like
Exons: 9
Coding region: 103-1989 (628 amino acids)
Biological process (GO): mitochondrial double-strand break repair via homologous recombination; telomere maintenance; mitotic intra-S DNA damage checkpoint signaling
Cellular component (GO): nucleus; Mre11 complex
Molecular function (GO): 3'-5'-DNA exonuclease activity; DNA endonuclease activity; manganese ion binding
Source: RefSeq, a predicted model, not a curated record
ACUUGUCAAAAUCAGCGCUAAAAUGAUUGCAUUCGAUUUUGUUUACUAGUCGAGAACGGGUCCAAGUGAAAAAAGCUUUGUGAAAUUCAACAAUUCCAAAAUAUGACAUCAACAGAAGAGCAGACAAACGGGCCAGAUCCAGAGGAUUGCUUUAAAAUUCUUCUGGCAACUGAUAUUCAUCUUGGUUACAAGGAAAAAGAUGAAAUUAUUGGCAAAGACAGUUUCGUCACAUUUGCAGAAAUUUUGCAGCAUGCAAAACAGCGUGAAGUUGACUUCAUUUUGCUUGGCGGUGAUUUGUUUCACGAUACCAAUCCAUCCAAAGAGGCACUGCAAAAAUGUAUGGAAUUAUUGCGUGCAUACACUUUAGGCGAUACACCGAUUAGCUUUGAAAUUCUCAGCGAUCACGAGGUCAAUUAUCAUGACGCCAAUCUGAAUGUUGCCAUUCCGGUGUUCUCUAUUCAUGGCAACCAUGAUGAUCCAAGCGGUUAUGGUGGUUUGAGUUCGAUGGAUUUACUUGAAACGUCUGGACUAUUGAACUAUUUCGGGAAAUGUAAUAGUUUGGAAGAGGUGAACAUUAAGCCAAUUUUGAUGAAAAAAGGAACCACACAACUGGCAUUGUAUGGUCUAAGCCACAUUCAUGACAAUCGAUUGGCGCGUUUGUUCCGUGACACAAAAGUCACAAUGGAUCAACCGGAUGAACGAUCGGGUGAAUGGUUCAAUGUGAUGGUAUUGCAUCAGAAUCGUGUUGAUCGUGGUCCAAAAAAUUAUGUGCCACAAGAAAUUUUGCCCGAAAUUAUGGAUUUCAUACUUUGGGGACAUGAACAUGAUUGCCGUGUUAUACCUGAAGAAGUGCCUGGCAAAUCGUUUUUCGUGUCACAACCCGGUUCAUCGGUGGCCACAUCAUUGUCCGAAGGUGAAUCGAUCGAAAAGCACAUUGCAAUACUGCAUGUGUGCCAAAAUCAGUUCAAAUGUGAACCAAUCAAAUUGCAAACGGUGCGACCGUUCAUUUUCAAAUCGAUUAAUCUACAAGAUUAUGAAGAUGAACUGGAUUUGGAUGAAGGUGAUGUCAAACCAAAGGUCAAAGAGUUGAUCAGCGGAAUUAUCAAUCAAAUGAUUGAUGAAGCAAAAACCAAACUCACUGACUGUCGAAGUCAACCGAAGGAACCGUUGAUUCGGUUGCGAGUUUUGUAUCAAAAUGAAGACUAUGCAAUCAACGAAGUUCGAUUUGGUCAACAAUUUAAUCAGCAGGUGGCGAAUCCAUCAGAGGUAUUGAAAAUGCAGCGUAACACCAAGCGCGUGAAAGUCGAAAAGAGAUCCAUCGACGAAGAAGCCAUGAACAAUGCAUUUAAUAAGGAUGACGAAGAAGAGGAAGAAGAUAUUCGCUUAGAAGAUUAUGUGGAUCGGUACUUCAAAGAUCCAAACAAUUCAGAACGGCUACAGGUUUUGUUUCCGACUUGUCUAUCAGAAGUAUGCCGCCGCUUGGCUGAGUACAACGACGAUGAUGCUGCCAACAAAACCAUCGGCAUGUCCAUCAACAAGGCUUGUGAUUUUUUGAACGAUAAAAUGCCAGAGGAUACUGAUAUUGAAGAUGCACUGGACGAAUACCGUUUGACAGGUGAACAAGUGUUCAAAGAUAUUCAAAAGGCAUUGUCGAGUCGGAAAUCUACCACAACCGCGCUGGGUCAGUUCUUAAUGAAUGUUGACGGCGAUGAUGAUGAUCAGUCGAAUGAAAAGGAAAAUAAAUCAACGUCCAACGCUCGAGGCUCCAGAGCAUCCAAGGCGACCACCAGCAAAUCGACGGCAAGUAAAUCAACGGCCAGCAAAACAACUGCGUCUGGCAGAGGAAGAGGUUCAACGCGUGGUCGAGCCCCAGCAUCGUUGAAUGUUUCGACAUCGCGAGGCCAGCAACCAACCAUUCAACAAUCGUUGGGCCGCAGAAGCACACGUCCCACCAGAGGCAUUGUCUACGAUCUUGAUGACUCCGAUUAACCUGCCAUGCUCACCACUUUGAUCAUUCAUAAGCAAACCAUUUUAAGGGUUGUCAUUCCUUUCGCAUAUUUUGUGUAUGCAAGUUCCAUUACAUUGAAUCUCUAUAUCAUGUUCUUCUAUUCAGCAUAGACUGAGCUGUUGAUUUUGAUGAAAUCAAAUAAAAAAAAACAUUUUCUAUCUUGUAUCAAAAA